This is a messenger RNA of Prunus mume (Japanese apricot), 1716 nucleotides long. Its product is annotated as dehydrodolichyl diphosphate synthase CPT3-like. Gene Ontology annotation, cellular component: endoplasmic reticulum. Gene Ontology annotation, biological process: polyprenol biosynthetic process. The record is from RefSeq and is a predicted model, not a curated record. Gene Ontology annotation, molecular function: ditrans,polycis-polyprenyl diphosphate synthase [(2E,6E)-farnesyl diphosphate specific] activity. NCBI's taxonomy places the organism in Eukaryota, Viridiplantae, Streptophyta, Magnoliopsida, Rosales, Rosaceae.
UGUGAGAAAUGAACAGAUUUCAUUUCUGCCACCGAAAUUAGGAGCUCAGGAGCUUACUCCUAAGCCACUCCUAAGCUCCACAGUCAACUUGCCGCAAUUUCGGAUAAAUCAAGAAGGAAGAAGAAGAAGAAACACACGUGUGAAAAAAAAAAAAUUCUGGAAACCACACGUGAAAAGGCAGAGGAAAUGAGACGUGAAGAUCCAAAACUACCCUCGCUGUUUCUGUAGUGUAGACUAAAAGCUACAUUAUCUAUUUCCCGUUAUUCAUGGUUUGAUCCCAAGGUCGUUUGUUGUGUGUGUGUGCCCUAUUUUGGUAUAUUCACGAGUUGGCCUCAAUAGUCUGUUGUCUUAUUCUCAUUGGUCCUUCUUCAGUCGCAAAAUUGCAAAAUAGACGCACUGAAGGAAGACGGGAAGAACUGUCGGUAAACGUGUGCAAAUUCCAACUUCAAAGGGGGGGCCCGAAGGAGCCAAAUUGUCUUUCAACUCUCUCGCUCUCACACUGGGACUGGUCUACUCUACUUCCCUCCCCUGCUGCUACUUUGAUCCCACUCUGCAUUUGGUUAACUGGUCAAAUAGGUUUUAGCAGAACUCGGCAGUUGUGCAUGGUUCUAGGAUGGAGAAAAGCAAUGGCAAUAAAGCAACCCAGAUUUUUUGGAGCAUAGUUAGUUUCUUGAGGAGAUGUCUUUUUCUAGUAAUUUCUGUUCGUCCUAUACCUCAUCACAUUGCGUUCAUUAUGGAUGGAAAUCGAAGAUAUGCUAAAAAGCGGAAGUUGAAGGAAGGGGAUGGACAUAGGGUUGGGUUUUUGGCUCUGAUGUCCAUGCUCAAGUAUUGUUAUGAGUUGGGAGUUAGAUAUGUGACUAUAUAUGCCUUUAGUAUUGAUAAUUUCAAAAGGGACCCUGAAGAAGUUCAAUCCUUGAUGGACCUGAUGCGGGAGAAAAUUGAAGGGUUAAUCAAGGAAGAAAGUAUAGUUAACCGAUAUGGAAUUAAGGUACACUUUAUAGGGAACCUAAAACUCUUGAGUGAACCUGUUAGGUUGGCAGCUGAGAGGGCUAUGGAGGCCACUGCCAACAACUCCAGAGGAGUUCUGUCAAUAUGUAUUGCCUACACUUCCACUGAUGAGAUUGUGCAUGCUGUUCAAGAAUCGUGCGAAGAAAAAUCAGAUGAAAUUAGUGUAAUGAAUGCAAGUGGAGCUGGGUAUGGUCUACUUCAACUUGGAGGGAAUGAAAAGGAAGAAAGGGAGAACAUUGUAAAAUUGACAGAUAUUGAAAAGCAUAUGUACAUGGCUGUUGCACCUGACCCUGAUAUUCUAAUCCGUACUUCUGGCGAGACCCGGUUGAGCAAUUUUCUUUUGUGGCAGAGUGCACACUGUUGUUUGUACUCUCCAUCUGUGCUCUGGCCAGAGAUUGGUUUCCGGCAUUUCGCUUGGGCGAUCUUGAGCUUUCAGCGUAGCUACUUUUAUCUGGACAGAAAAAGGAAACAGUCAUAAUUUUGUUUAUUGAUGUAUUUUCACGUUUGGUCUACUUGUUUCUGAAUUCUAUCCUCUGUAACAAAUACAUAUUAGAUGCAGGCUUGAAGCGUUUUUCAGUGCCCCGGCCUGUAGUUCUUACUUUGUAAACAUUAGUCUGCUGUAUUGUAAGAAUAAUUUGCGUCCUGUGUGGUUGCUUUGCUGAGUACUUGCAUUAUGAUCAUCUGGUCAUGGUUUAGUGAUGUUUUUCA